Messenger RNA from Dovyalis caffra, 582 nucleotides. The record is from the annotation of a GenBank genome assembly. Lineage: Eukaryota; Viridiplantae; Streptophyta; Magnoliopsida; Malpighiales; Salicaceae.
AUGGCAGCGGUGGCUGCGCUUCAAAGCUCAAUGUCCUCUCUUUCACUCUCCUCCUCCAACUCCUUCUUUGGGCAACGCCUAUCACUUCGUUCUCUCUCCCCUGUACAAUUCAAGUCACCAGAGAAACCAUGUCUCAUUGUUAUGAAGCUUAAGCGAUGGGAGCGGAAGGAAUGUAAGCCAAACAGCCUUCCUGUUUUACACAAAAUGCAUGUUAAGGUAGGAGAUACAAUUAAAGUGAUUGCUGGAGAUGACAAGGGAAAGAUUGGGGAGAUUACGAAGAUUUUUAGGCACAACAGCACUGUGGUAGUGAAAGAUAUAAACUUGAAGACAAAGCAUAUGAAGAGCAGAGAAGAGGGUGAACCUGGCCAGAUUAUAAAGAUUGAAGCACCUAUUCACAGUUCAAGUGUGAUGCUCUAUUCUAAAGAAAAGAAUGUUGCAAGCCGGGUGGGCCAUAAAGUUCUUGAUGAUGGGAAGAGAGUUCGAUACCUCAUAAAAACUGGGGAAAUAAUUGAUAAUGCAGAGAACUGGAAGAAACUGAAGGAAGAGGCUAAGAAAACCGAAUUAGCUGCUACUACUUCGUAA